Molecule: messenger RNA, 4662 nt
Organism: Exophiala bonariae
Lineage: Eukaryota; Fungi; Ascomycota; Eurotiomycetes; Chaetothyriales; Herpotrichiellaceae
Exons: 2
Coding region: 1-4662 (1553 amino acids)
Biological process (GO): glycogen biosynthetic process; glycogen catabolic process
Molecular function (GO): 4-alpha-glucanotransferase activity; amylo-alpha-1,6-glucosidase activity
Source: RefSeq, a predicted model, not a curated record
AUGCCACCAAAGACCCAUCAAGGCUCGCGCCAGGUCUAUCUGCUACCUUUGACUGAUUUAGGUGCCCCAAAUGUCCCAAAUGAGUACAUCUAUCUCCCUGCGCCCACCGAUCCAGCCUACUUCCUAAGGUUCGCCAUCGAAGGUGCAAGCUCAAUAUGUCGACAAGGAAGCUUGUGGGUCAAUAUUCCUCAAUCUGGGGAGAAAUUCGAUCGCAAUCAUUUCCGCGAAUUCAAACUUCGACCCGAUUUCAAUCGAACCCUCGAAAUUGACAUCCCAAUCACCUGUGCCGGUGCCUUUUCCUUCUACACCACAUAUACUCCCCUCCCAGAGUUCUCUACCUCCAAGGUUGACACUCCCGAGCCUACCCGCACUCCCACUUACUAUGUCGACAUUGAACCAAAACUGGUGCUUGGAGGUUCAAGCCUGCCUUUGGAUGCCCUGGGCAUCUUCUCUGUGGUCUCCAAGUUUAUGGGGAAAUAUCCUGGAGAUUGGAAUAAACACCUCCGAGGUAUCAGCGCGAGAGGCUAUAACAUGGUUCACUUUACACCACUCCAACCACGAGGGGAGUCCAACUCUCCCUACAGUCUAUACGACCAGCUCUCCUUUGAUACGGAAUUAUUUCCCGAAGGCGAAGCUGGUGUUGUAAAGUUGAUCAAAUCUAUGGAGGAAGAGCAUGACCUCCUUGGUUUGACGGAUGUCGUCUUCAAUCAUACCGCAAAUAAUAGCAAGUGGUUGGAAGCUCAUCCAGAGGCUGGUUACAACGUCGAAACUUCUCCUUGGCUAGAAUCCGCCUUGCUCCUGGACGAUGCACUUCUGGAGUACAGUGGCCAGCUUAAGAAACUUGGUCUGCCGACGGAUCUUCGCGACGGCAGUGAUCUAGACAAGGUCAUCGGAGGCAUCAAGGAACAUGUAAUCAACAAGAUCCGCCUAUGGGAGUUUUUCGUGGUCGAUGUUGUGUCCGACGCCCAAGCAGUGCUUGAGGCAUGGAAGAACGGUGAAACGAAAAUCCCAUCCGGUUCAUUUGACAAUUCCAUAGGUGGCGGUCUCGAUCAGCUCAAGGAAUGGUCACUUUACGAAAAGGCAACCUUCCUGAAAGAGAAGGGCCUUCUCAAUGGUCUGCGUAUUGAUGGGCGAUACUCCCGAAAAGUCGAUCCAGCAGUGGGGUCCGCAUUACUGACCGCACUUUAUGGACGAUAUGGAGGUAGUGAGAAUUCGUCGGCGGAGUCUGGCAUCAAGGAUAUUCUGAACGAGUUAAACCUGCCAUUCUACCGUGAGUAUGAUGCAGAUACAGCCGCCAUUCUAGAACAAGUUAAGGGGAGGUUACAGUAUACUAGACUUGAUGCAAAUGGCCCAAAAGCAGGGCCAAUCACAGAAAAAACUCCUCUGAUCGAGACCUAUUUCGCUCGUCUACCACUCAACGAAACUACCCAAAAGCACAAUCCUAAAUCUCUUGCUCUGGCGGUGAAUGGUUGGAUUUGGGCAGCAGACGCUAUGAAGGACAAUGCGGGUCCAGAUUGGAGGCCAUAUCUCAGAAGAGAACUCAUACCCUGGAGUGAUUGUGUCAAAUUGCGAUACGGCAAGGGUCCAGAAGACAAUCCAUUCCUGUGGGAACACAUGACCAAAUAUGUGCAGCUGAUGGCCAAGUACUUCACAGCCUUCCGCAUCGACAAUUGCCAUUCUACUCCUAUUCACGUUGCUGAGUAUCUUCUCGAUGAGGCCAGAAAAGUUCAGCCGAACCUGGCAGUCUUUGCAGAGUUGUUCACUGGAAAUGAGGCCACAGAUUUCAUCUUCGUCAAGCGUCUGGGCAUCAGUGCGCUGAUUCGCGAGGCAAUGCAAGCUUGGAGUACACAGGAAUUGAGCCGAGUUGUUCAUCGACAAUCUGGUCGACCCAUUGGUAGUUUUGAGAUCAACGUUCCUUCAAGAAGUGCUGCCAAACAAUCCAAUAACCUCGUCAAUGGCAAUGGCACUGCUCCUACCACCAAGGAGGUCGUCAAGCACAUUCGGGAGUCGCCUGUACACGCCCUAUUCAUGGAUUGUACGCACGACAAUGAGAUGCCAGCACAGAAGAGAGAUGCUCGGGAUACCCUACCUACUGCUGCUCUGGUCAAUAUGUGUGCAUGUGCGACGGGAAGUGUGAUGGGUUUUGACGAAAUCUAUCCCAAGAUUGUCGAGAUCGUUCACGAAAAUCGGCAAUAUACCUCAAUUAGCUCCGAGGGUGAAGUCCACACUGGUGCGGGUGAAGGGGGCAUUGCUGGUGUCAAGAAACUCCUCAACCAUAUCCAUACCAUGAUGGGUAAGGACGGUUAUGACGAAACCUUCCUUCAUCAUGAAGGUGAAAUAAUCACUCUUCACCGUGUCCAUCCGGAUUCUCGAAAAGGUUACUUUCUAAUUGCCCAUACCGCAUUUCCUGGUAGUGGAAAUGGAAAUGGAGGUUUAAGUCCAGUUCACCUUGCCGGCACUAAGGCUAAGGUGGUUGGAUCUUGGGUUUUGGAAGUGGAUCAAAGUGAAGCCGCCAAAAAGGAGGCCAUCGAUGAUAAAGAAUUCUUGGUAGGCCUACCAGCUCGAGUCAGGAAUAUCAAAGGCGCAACGAUUGAAACAGAAAACGGCGAUACGACCAUCAAGGUUGCCGACUAUUUCCCUCCUGGGUCCAUCGCAUUGUUCGAGACUUGGGUACCCUCAGCCGAGCAUUCACAGGGAUUGGGAGCAUUCAUCGCAAGUGGUGUUGAAGAAGGAUUUGGUGAAUUAGAUCUCAUCGAUCUCAAUUUUCUUCUCUACCGAUGCGAGGCAGAAGAGCGGGAUUCAAGUGGCGGUCAAGAUGGCGUGUACAAUAUCCCGGGGCACGGUCCGUUAGUCUAUGCCGGUCUUCAAGGUUGGUGGAGUGUCGUUGAACCGAUUGUUCGGAAAAACGACCUUGGUCACCCUCUUUGCAGCCAUCUCCGCGAAGGCCAGUGGGCAUUAGAUUUCCUGAUUGGACGGAUUGAAAGAAUAUCCAAACAAGAAGGGUAUUCACGCUUGCAAAAACCCGCUCAGUGGCUGAAAGAACGUUUCGAUGCUGUUCGAAGCAUACCAAGCUUCCUCCUGCCACGAUACUUCGCCCUGAUUGUCCAGGUGGCGUACGAUGCCGCCUUUAGUCGAGGGAUCCAACUUCUGGGUCCCAGCAUCCAACACAGUCAAGAGUUCGUGCAAAGUCUGGCUAUGGUCAGUAUUCAGCAAACAGGCUAUGUGAAGUCGGGAUCUCUUUGGCCGACCAGGCUUGUGCCGUCUCUCGCCGCCGGCCUGCCUCACUUUUCUGUGUCAUGGGCUCGAUGCUGGGGCCGUGACGUUUUCAUUUCUCUCCGAGGACUGUUCCUUUGCACAGGACGGUAUGAAGAAGCCAAGGAGCAUAUCAAAGCAUUCGGUAGUGUACUGAAGCAUGGACUCAUACCUAAUCUGCUUAGCAGUGGAGCAGCUCCAAGAUACAAUUCGCGAGACUCUCCGUGGUUUUUCCUCCAGAACAUACAGGAUUACACGACAAUUGUACCGGAAGGACUAUCAAUCCUGAAGGAGAAGGUGCCCCGUCGAUUCCUACCCUAUGACGAUACUUGGUUCCCACAUGACGACCCGCGAGCAUAUUCCAAGGAAUCUACAGUUGAGGAUAUUGUUCAAGAGAUCCUUCAGCGCCAUGCAUCUGGAUUGUCUUUCCGAGAAUAUAACGCGGGUCCUAACCUUGACAUGCAGAUGAAACCAGAGGGAUUCCAAAUCGAUGUCAAGGUUGACUGGAAAACAGGAAUCAUCUUUGGAGGUAGCCAGUCCAAUUGCGGAACGUGGAUGGACAAGAUGGGUGAGAGUGAACGGGCUGGUAGCAAAGGUGUGCCAGGUACACCGCGAGAUGGAGCUGCUGUUGAGAUAACUGGGCUCUCGUACAGUGCCUUGAAAUGGGUUGCCGAGCUACACAAGGCAGGCAAAUACCAAUAUUCAGGUGUCGAGACAGACCAAGGUGAAAAGAUUUCUUUCGCUGACUGGGCCGGGCGCAUCAAGGCGAACUUUGAGAAAUCAUAUUGGGUUCCUGUUGAUCCCAAGGAGGAUAUUGAUGAUGACGUGGAUCCCAAAAUCAUCAACCGUCGCGGUAUCUACAAAGAUCUGUACCGGUCUGGGAAAGAGUAUGAGGAUUACCAGUUGCGACCGAAUUUCCCGAUUGCCAUGACCGUGGCGCCGGAUUUGUUCAGCCCCGAUAAAGCACUGAUCGCCCUGAAGGCGGCAGAUGAUUUUCUACGUGGACCCACGGGAAUGGCGACUCUUGACCCAUCCGACCUGAAUUAUCGGCCUUAUUACAACAACUCUGAAGACUCAACUGACUUUGCAACAUCCAAGGGAAGAAAUUACCAUCAAGGGCCGGAAUGGUUGUGGCCGACCGGGUUUUUCCUCCGGGCACUUCUCAAAUUCGAUUUGAUGAGACAAACUACAGCAGCCGGUAGAUUGGAGUCGUUCCAGCAAGUUACUCGGCGUCUCGCCGGUUGCAAACAGGCCAUCAAGGACAGUCCAUGGAAGGGGUUGACAGAGUUGACCAACAAGGAUGGGUCUUAUUGUGCAGAUUCGUCGCCCACUCAGGCAUGGUCUGCAGGAUGUCUAAUCGACCUGUUUCACGAUGCAUCAUCAUUGACGGCGGAAAUGGAUGAUUUAUGA